Messenger RNA from Colletotrichum siamense, 1584 nucleotides. RefSeq names its product putative transporter. Bases 1 to 1584 code for a protein of 527 amino acids. The transcript has 2 exons. Gene Ontology annotation, biological process: transmembrane transport. Gene Ontology annotation, cellular component: membrane. Gene Ontology annotation, molecular function: transmembrane transporter activity. The record is from RefSeq and is a predicted model, not a curated record. Lineage: Eukaryota; Fungi; Ascomycota; Sordariomycetes; Glomerellales; Glomerellaceae.
AUGGCCCCCGAAAAGCAUGUCGCCACCACCGCCCGGACAGCAGCCGCCGCCGGGCCCCUAGAAGCCGGAGCGGGCGCCGAUGUCGAGGCUCCCGCGCCGGCCGACGGCCACCCGCCCCGUGCCGGCGACGACGAUGCCCUUGCGAUGGUCGGCACACAUACUCAAGACUUUGACCCCGCCGUCGCCGCCCGCGCGGUGCGCAAAAUUGACUGGUUCCUCAUCCCCGCCAUGAUCUUCGGAUACGGACUCGUGUACUACGACAAAGCCAUCCUCGGCUCAGCAGUCCUCUUCGGCAUGACCUCCGACCUCCACCUCUCCGUCCCAAUCCCCACCGGCGGCGUCGACACAUCCCGCCUCUCAUGGGCCACCUCCCUCUUCUACUUCGGCAUGCUCGCCGGUCUCUACCCCAUGACCUACGCCCUCCAGCGUUUCGACAUCGGCCGCAUCCUCGGCGCCGUCGUCAUCUUCUGGUCCGGCAUCUGCAUGCUCACCGCCGCCGUGACCUCGCACCAUGGCCUCUACGCCCAGCGCUUCUUUCUCGGCUUCGUCGAGUCCAUCAUCCCCACCGGCUUCAUGUGCAUCAUCUCCGGCUACUACACCCAGCAGGAGCAGUCCCUCCGCCAGAGCUGGUGGUUCUCCUCCACCGGCCUCUUCACCAUCGUCGGCGGCGCCCUCAACUACGCCUUCGCCCAGAUCCGCGCCGGCGACCUGCGCCCCUGGCAGUACAUCUACCUCCUCGCAGGCUGCCUGACCUUCCUCUUCGGCGUCUUCUGCUUCGCCCUGCCCAACUCCCCCGUCUCCGCGUGGUUCCUCACCGCAGACGAGCGCUUCGCCGCUGUUGAGCGCCUGCGCUACGGUCAGACCGGCGUCCGCUGCACAAAGUUCAAGCCCGCCCAGCUCCGCGAGGCCCUCGGCGACAUGAAGGUCUACCUCGUCGCGCUGAUGAUGGCCUCCGCCUACACCAUGAACGGCGCCGUCUCCGGCUUCGGCCCGCUCAUCGUGUCCACCUUCGGCUGGACCUCCCUCGAGUCGAUCCUGUUCCAGUUCCCCCUCGGCGGGCUGUGCUUCCUCAUCAUUCUGGCAACGGGCUACCUCGGCACCCGCGUCCCGAACAUCCGCAUCCUCAUGCUCGUGGUGUGCUGCCUCCCCGUCAUCGCAGGCUGCGCGCUCAUCUGGAAGUCCGCGUGGACGCGCCACGCCGCGGCGCCCGUGGUGGGGUACUCGCUGACGGGCUUCUUCGGCGGCGUGGUGAGCCUCAUCAUCACGCUCGGCAUGUCGAAUGUGGCCGGGCACACUAAGAAGAGCUUCAUGGCGGCGACCAUCUUCGUGGCGUACUGCGUGGGCAACAUCGUCGGACCGCAGCUGGUCAAGUCGCAGAGCAAGGCGGCGCACUACCCCGAGCUCUGGCUGGGUCUGAUUAUCUGCUACGUCAUCUGCAUCCUGGCCUCGGGGGCGCUGUAUUAUGUUCUCUGGAGCGAGAAUAAGAAGCGCGAUGCGUUGCCGGUUGAUGGAGAGGAGAGGGCGAAGCUUGCGUUCCAGGAUUUGACGGACAAGGAGAACCCGUACUUCCGCUAUGUUUACUGA